Messenger RNA from Pseudogymnoascus verrucosus, 1179 nucleotides. RefSeq lists its product as uncharacterized. Bases 55 to 840 code for a protein of 261 amino acids. The transcript has a single exon. Gene Ontology annotation, molecular function: hydrolase activity, acting on carbon-nitrogen (but not peptide) bonds. The record is from RefSeq and is a predicted model, not a curated record. Gene Ontology annotation, biological process: carbohydrate metabolic process. Gene Ontology annotation, cellular component: membrane. NCBI's taxonomy places the organism in Eukaryota, Fungi, Ascomycota, Leotiomycetes, Thelebolales, Thelebolaceae.
CUUUUGCUAUACACAUGCUCUGUCAACAAUAUAACCUACAACUGCGAAUUGCCUAUGCCUCGCAUUUGUAUGCUCUGCCGAUGGCCAUCUAAGCUACGUAGACGAGCACGGCGCUCGCGGAUGUUGACAAUGAUCAUCCUCAUCUCGGUCAUAUGCAUCCUGGUCACCCCCUUAUACAUCAUAUAUAAGCCACCGAACGUCUUAAUACGGUAUUUCCAGUACCGCUGGCCCGAUGUUCUUUGGCGUGUCCCGACAUCAUCCAAAAUGAUCGCGCUUACGAUCGAUGAUGCGCCUUCAAAGCACACGGCGGAAAUUAUGGAGAUCCUCAAGGAAAACGACGCGAGGGCAACGUUCUUUGUCAUAGGCUCGCAGGUAGAAGGGCGUGAAGAGAGGCUGAGAGAUUUGGUGCGCAAUGGAAACGAGCUGGGCAACCACGCGAUGCACGAUGAGCCCUCUCGCGCGCUGAGCGACCAAACGCUAGUCGCUGAGAUCAAGGCUGUUGAGGAGAUGGUUCUCGAGGCAUAUACAGCUGCCAGCGUUGACACCCCUCCAAAGUAUUUCCGGCCUGGCUCUGGAUUUUUCAGCGAGCGGAUGCGUGAGACCCUGGGAGGGUUGGGUUACAGGCUGGUCCUGGGCAGCAUUUACCCUCACGAUCCUCAGAUCUCAUCCUGGAGGAUUAAUGCGAGACAUAUUCUGAGCAUGCUACGACCGGGUGGGAUUAUUAUUUGUCACGAUAGGCGAAGCUGGACUGUGCCUAUGCUCCGAAAGGUGCUUCCUGAAAUGCGGCGGAGAGGAUAUCAAAUUGUCACCGUCUCGGAGCUCCUGGAGGCGAGGAUUUGACGUCAUCGCAACUCUUGUCACUGUGGGCUUAACAACAUUUUAUGUUGCCGCAUGUGUUCGCAAACAUCCGCAGAGCCUCCCAAUAUAUGGUACAUAUCUAUGCCGGUGUCCUGUUUGUGUACUGACCCCAGAAGUUGGCGAUAUAUAAAAAAUAUUGAUGGAGACAUUAUUGCCGAUGGAGGCUCGACGUCCUACCGUAAGCUGGACGCCAGGAACGCACAUACGGGACAUCAAUGUUUGAACUGUACCGAUAUAUUUUAUGGCAGGAUGAUUGCAACCACGGCAACAUUGUACAGUACAAUAAUUAUGUAUUAUGAUAGCUAAACUUUGUUUUGGAAG